CAUUUUUUAUAUAAAAACAACGGAAUCUGUUCCUUUUCGCAACAGUUUUGCUUCGAUUGUGUCCGAAUUCAAAAAUGUACAAAAUAUUGCUUUUAGUUGUUUUGGCUGUCGUGAGCGUACAUUCACAUGGACGUCUCUGGAGACCAAUAAGUCGAUCAUCAGUCUGGAGAGAUCCAGCUUUUGCGUCGCAUAAUCCACCACAAAAUUGGGAUGAUAUCCAACUAUGGUGCGGUGCAGCACAUCAACCUGAUAACCCUGGAAACAACUGCGGUGUCUGUGGUGACCCAAUUGGACAAGGUAGACCAAGAGACAACGAAGUUGGAGGCCGAUGGGAUAGAGGAAUUAUCACUGGAAGAUACACCGCCGGACAGACCAUCAACAUCGAAGUACAACUGACAGCUGCUCAUGCUGGAUUCAUGGAAUUCAGAUUGUGUACCAGUCCAAUGAAUGGUGGAGAAACUCAAGCUUGCUUCAACCAACAUCUUUUGCAACGAGCUGAUGGAGGUGGUUCCCGAGUGAAUGUUGAUGGACCACGCACAUACAGCCAACAAUUCAGACUUCCAGCUAAUGUUCGAUGUGCUCGUUGUGUUAUGCAAUGGAAUUACAGAGCCGGAAACAACUGGGGAACUGGCGGAGCCUGUGCACCAGGAGUAUCAGGAUUGGGAUGCGGACCUCAAGAAACCUUCCGUGGUUGUGCUGAUGUUACCAUUACAUAAAUGUAAUAUCGAGUUCACUUCUCAACCACUUGUCUCUUGACUUUUUUUCGGGGCAAAGUUGAUUUGUUUUAGCUUUGGUCUAAGAUUUUUGAAUAAAAUUUAACUUUUUUCGCAUUAAA
This is a messenger RNA of Bradysia coprophila, 835 nucleotides long. RefSeq lists its product as uncharacterized. NCBI's taxonomy places the organism in Eukaryota, Metazoa, Arthropoda, Insecta, Diptera, Sciaridae. The record is from RefSeq and is a predicted model, not a curated record.